Photinus pyralis (common eastern firefly) is the source of this 2241-nucleotide messenger RNA. RefSeq names its product nose resistant to fluoxetine protein 6-like. Bases 1 to 1989 code for a protein of 662 amino acids. Gene Ontology annotation, molecular function: acyltransferase activity, transferring groups other than amino-acyl groups. The record is from RefSeq and is a predicted model, not a curated record. NCBI's taxonomy places the organism in Eukaryota, Metazoa, Arthropoda, Insecta, Coleoptera, Lampyridae. The transcript is spliced from 13 exons.
AUGAUUCAAGACAUAAUUGGAAGAACUGCUCCAUUUACGAGGGAAAAAACCACCACGACUGAGAAGUUCGUGCAGUUCACGGUACAACUUAAUAGCUUCUUCCUCCGAAUCUGCGCCACCACAUAUGUCAUCAACAUACGUUUGCAAAAGGAGAAUAGAAGAAGCCAGGGGGAAAUCGCGGCCUUCGUCAGCUACGAGUUGUCUAAGAACGCGCUGAGCAAGAAAAGCAGAAGGGCCAAGUCCAUAACUUGGUUCUCAACAAAAUGGACCCGCUUCUUAACAAUUCUACACCAGUACGAUCAACAUGCGAUCUUAACACAUCGAGCGCUCAAAACCGUUUCCCGCAUUCACUUCCAUUCCACUGAUCACCUCUGCAACAUAAAUGCGACAAUAACACUGAAACUGGCAAGUUGCUUACCAGACAGCUGUUCCACUGCCGAUGCGUCUACAAUAUACAAGUAUUUCGGACUCAAUAUUUCGUUCCCAGAAAAUUUGUGCCAAACAUUCGCUGAUCGAGACAAACUACGGUUUGGGAUAUCGGAAUAUUGUGGAGUGGUAUUUUUCGGAAUAUUCGCGCUGGUGAUUGCCGCUUCCACAACUUACGACAUCUAUCUGUACACAACUGAAUCACAAGUCAAGCAUCAGGCACUUGUCGCGUUUUCCAUUCUUAAAAAUGGCAAAAAACUGAUCGCCAUCGAAAACAAUGCCAAACAAAUAACUUGCAUGAACGGAAUUCGAGUUAUCAGCACCAUGUGGAUCAUCCUAGACCACAGAUACUCCGUACAAUUCUACUUCCCUCUGUGGAAUAACUUCUACAAGGAGACCUGGACGCGAAGUGCAGGAAAUAUGUUUAUGAUAAAUGCACAAAUGGCAGUUGACACCUUCUUUCUGCUAUCUGGAAUUCUUGUAACCUACGUUUACCUCUGGUCCGCCGAGAAAAGCACCUCGUUUCAUAUUUUCAAGUUCUAUCUCCACCGGUUUUUGAGAUUAACUCCCGUUUUGGUCGCCGUAAUCGUUUUCAUAGUCACGUUGCUCAGACAAUUCGCAUCGGGCCCACUCUGGUCGAGCAUGAUUCACUCACAACUGAUUGAGGGUUGCGAAAAGUAUUGGUGGAAGACGCUGUUGUAUAUUCAAAAUUAUGAUCGAACGCCUUCAAUGUGCAUCCCUCACGGUUGGUAUUUGAGCGCCGAUAUGCAGCUGUUUGUGAUUUCUCCGAUCUUUCUGCUGGCGUUAUCCAGAUGGCCGAAACGUACCCUUUAUGGAAUCGUAGCGCUCAUUGUUUGCAAUAUAGUCGGAUGUUUUUUGCUAGGUUGGUUUUUUGAGCUUAAUGGUAUAAUGCAGGGAAAUGUAGACUUUGAAAAGCAGAUGGUAUUCGUUUGGCAGUAUUAUUUUCCCGCCUAUACAAGAGCAGCACCAUGGUUGAUAGGAAUUAUAUUGGGCUACUACCUAUACUUGUCCAAAAAGAAGAGGUAUGAGCUGUCUACGAAGAUUGUCGCAAUUUUGUGUAUUCUCAGCUUGAUGGUCAUGUGCGCAAUUGUAUUUGGGGGACACAAUCUGAUUACAUCAGAAUAUCGCAGGGUUUUAAACGCAAUUUACAUAGCUUUGGUCCGCCCGGCCUGGGCCUUAGCUGUAGCCGCCGUGAUUUUUACAUGUGCCAAUGGUUACGCAGGUCCAGUAAAUUGGUUCCUUUCGUUGCCCAUAUUUGAAGUGCUAUCGCGUUUUACUUACACACUUUACGUUGUACAUUACAUCGUCAUUUUUGUUCUAACAAGUCAAAUGAGGACAACUGUACUGUUUCGCAACUUGGAGGCGAUGCACCAGUUUUGGGGCGACUUUGCGUUUACGUUGUUCGUCGCGACGCUCGUAACUUUAGCGUUUGAGCUACCCGCGAUCGAAAUUGAAAAGAUCAUAUUCGCAAAGAAAAGAACUGAGUCAACGAUGACAUUGGAGGGCAGUAAAGUUACGGAAGCCGGUCCUAGUAGAUAUUAGGUACUUUCCAAGUGCUAGCUUAGUGUAACUUACACUAUGGUGCUAGGGAGAAGUUAUUAUUUAUUGGUGUGAGAUUAUUAUAGAAACGAUUCAGUGAACGCGGAAAAUUGCAUACUGUAUCAUUUAUUUCAGCAACUAUUUACUUAUUAAUAACUUAAUACACGCCGUUCAGGCAAUCAGAGAACAAUAUUUACCUUGCUUCAUUUAAAUCAAAACAUACAAAUGCUAGACUAAAUAAACAAUAUUUACAAA